Sebastes umbrosus (honeycomb rockfish) is the source of this 3963-nucleotide messenger RNA. It is a transcript of the gene pamr1, whose product is annotated as peptidase domain containing associated with muscle regeneration 1. Gene Ontology annotation, molecular function: serine-type endopeptidase activity. Bases 149 to 3502 code for a protein of 1117 amino acids. Lineage: Eukaryota; Metazoa; Chordata; Actinopteri; Perciformes; Sebastidae. The transcript has 14 exons. Gene Ontology annotation, biological process: proteolysis. The record is from RefSeq and is a predicted model, not a curated record.
UGAGAGAGAAAGAAAAGGAGGGAGAAAGAAAAAGAGAGAGAGAGAGAGAGAGAGGGAGAAAUGGAGGGAGGGGGAGGGAAGGACUGAAGGGCCAAGAGAAGGUGAUGUCAGCUGAGUUCAGAAAGUAAACAGAGUUCCAGACUGCAGCAUGCUGUCUGCGGGACGGGGACUGCAGCUGGGGCAAACCCACGGGGGCACCCGCACAAUCCCCUGGACUGGCAUCUGUAUCUCUUGGAAGGAGGGCUGGUUCCUCCUCAUCUCCCUCUUCAUCUCCUUACCUCAAGGGACAGCCUGGCCCUACGAUUACAGGUAUUUGUACAACCACUGCCCGGGCCCAGAGUGGAACGUGAUGUGCAGAGGCUGCUGCGAGUACGACGUGAUCCGCUGUAAAUGUCCCAUUCAGGGGAAGCCGGUGGGCUACGCGGUGCCCUGCUGCCGCAACGCCAUCAACGAGUGUGACCCCUGCAUUAUCCAUCCAGGUUGCAGUAUAUUUGAGAACUGUAAGCGCUGUAACAAUGGGACAUGGGGCCCAAGGGAUGACUUCUUCAUUACUGGCAAAUACUGCGCCGAGUGUCGGCCUGGCUGGUCCGGUGGAGAUUGCAUGAAGUGCGGAGGAGUGAUCCGUAAACGGCAGGGCCACCUGGUGCUCGAGAGCUACCCCAACAAUGCUCGCUGUGAGUGGACCAUCCAGGUGGAUCGUCCCUUUACUAUAGAGCUCAGGUUCAUGAUGGUGAGUCUAGAGUUCGAACAUUCUUGUCGUUAUGACUACGUGGAGGUCCGAGAUGGCGACAGCAUCAACUCGCGUGUUAUCGCUCGAGUCUGUGGAAACAACAGACCGGCCCCGGUGCACAGCUCUGGCAACAGUCUGCACAUCCUCUUUGUGUCUGAUGGCUACAAGAAUUUUGACGGAUUCUUCGCAACUUUCCAGGAGAACUCGGCUUGCAGCUCUUCUCCUUGCCUACAUGAUGGGACUUGUAUCCUGGACACCUCUUACACUUACCACUGUGCCUGUCUGGCUGGCUACACAGGCAGGAGGUGUGAAAAUGUGGUGGGAUGCCACAGGCCUCCAGUGCCCCACCAUGGAUCCACAGAGGGUUUGUUUCAUCACUCGGGGGCACGCAUCGCUUUCAGUUGUGACCGUGGCUUCGAGCUGCGGGGGUUUCGUACCGCCAUCUGCCUGAGUGACGGCACCUGGAGUGCGCCUGCCCCAGAGUGCGCGCCAGUGGAAGGAGUCUGCACUUUACCACCCAAGCCAACCCACGGGGACCACUUCUUGGUUUAUGGACCCAAUGAUGUCCUCAUUGCUCUACAGUACCUGUGCUACCAGCCCUUUGAGCUCAGCGGGAGCUUCCAGAGAGCAUGCCUCCUUAACAACACCUGGAGCGGGACUCCUCCUGUUUGCACCCAAGUGAAUAACACUCUCACUGAGAAAACUGUGUCUGAGGGUGGGAAUGAAGGAGAGCUAGAGGAGAGAAAUACUGGGUCAGAGAAACCUACCGGAGGCAGCAAAGAUAAAGUGGAUAGUGAAGGCCCAGACAACAGCCUGAAUACAGUUGAAAAGAAAGAACCCGAGGUCGGAAAGCCUCCUGAGAGAAAAGAAGGCAGCCCAGACACAAACUUGGAAACAGAUAUCACAGAAAUAGUUGUGAUAAAAGACAAAGGGCAAGAAGAGAAGGAAAGAAAAGAGGAGCAGGUGAACGGAAAAAAAGAUGCAAACAAAGUCGGCCCUAAUGACACCAAGGUGAGGACGGUCAUCAUAGACGAGGGUGAAAACACAGUGGAGAUAUUUGAAGUGGAAAUGACAAAGAACAACACAGUUAUACGGGAUACAAAGGACACACAGAGAGAAAAUAAUACCAUAGGUUCCCCAGACCCAGGGAGGAAAACCCUUCCCAGUAGAGUCAACAUUACACAGUACACCAUGUACAGAGCGGGAGGAGAGGAAAAACCAAAGGAAAAACCAACAACUGAAGAGGACAAGACAGAGAAAGGUUCUGCUGAGAAAACAAAGGAGGAGUUGGAGAGGGAGGAGAAAGAAAAAGAAAAGGAGAAAGAAGUCAACCAAAGCUUCAGCGAGAGAAGCUGCCCUCCUCUCUCUCGCCUCUACCACGGAUACUACGAGCUGCUGCCCGGGGCGCAGCCUCAAACAGUGGAGUUCUUCUGUAACCAAUCAUAUGCUAUCAGUGGUAAUGCCCGACGCACCUGCCAGCCAAAUGGUACCUGGAGUGGCCAGCAACCCCUCUGUGUCAGAGCAUGCCGGGAGCCCAAAGUGUCAGAGCUGGUUAGACAAAGAGUUCUGCCACCGCAAGCAACAUCCAGAAAGACACCUGUGCACAAGCUGUACUCCUCUGGGUUUGGCCGACAGUUCCAGUUUGACGGACCAACUAAAGGUCCCCCAGUGCUUUCCCAGUUGCCCCAGGGCUUCCACCAUCUUUACGCCCAUAUAGAGUACGAAUGUGCCUCUCCCUUCUACCAACACUCUGGCAGUUCUCGCCGCACUUGCUUGAAGACUGGGAAAUGGAGCGGGCGCCAUGUGUCUUGUUCGCCAGUGUGUGGGAAGCAUCCAACCUUUGACACAGAGAGGCCGGCGGAGGCUCACUGGCCUUGGCUGGCAGCCAUCUACCGCCGCUCCACCAACGGAGCCGCGACCAAGGUGACCAAAGUGACCAAGGCAGACAGCCAGGCAGCAGGGCCCCUGAGGGGGGACGUUUUUGCAGCAGAAACUGGCAGCCAUGAUCAGGCUCCUGACUGGCAGCUGGUGUGCAGCGGGGCUCUGGUGAACCAAAAGAGGGUGGUGGUGGCGGCCCACUGUGUGACGGAGCUGGGGAAGGUGUAUCCUCUGGACGCAGCCGAGAUCAAGGUGGUGGUGGGGAAGCAGUACCGUGACGACAGCAGGGAUAGUAAAGGUCUUCAAGACCUGAAGGUGGCCUCCGUUGCUGUUCAUCCAAACUACGACCCCCAUAUUCUCGACUCUGAUAUAGCCGUGGUCAAGCUACUGGACAAAGCGAGGAUCGGGGUGAAGGUCCUGCCCAUCUGCCUCUCACACAGCCAGGGAGAAGAAGAGGUGAUCUCUGGGAAAGGGCUUGUGACAGGCUGGUCUCCGCUGCCCGAUUCAAAUUUAGGUCCCGAUGAGAAGGUGAGGGUUGGGCUCGUUCACCUCGCCGACGUAGUGCCCUGUGAGCAGCAGUAUGCUCGUAACGGUGUGCCAGUCAGCGUCACGGACAAUAUGCUCUGUGCCAGCCAUAAGCCCGACUAUGAGCCCUCUAACAUAUGUCCCUCUGACACGGGGGGAAUCCUCGUCCUCCCUGCCCUCACCGAGAAGCAAGCCAGCGACGACCAGAAGGCCUCUCUCCGCGUAACACAGGCGGAGAGCAAAGGGCUGUGGAGGCUCCUGGGACUGGUGAGCUUUGGCUACGACCAAGGGGAGUGCGAUCCUGACCUCUACACAGUCUACACACGUGUAGCCAACUUCAAAGACUGGAUAGAGAGCAAUAUGAAAUGAAAAAAUCCUGCUGUCUGACUCAACUUGUUCCUUCUAUGCUUCUAAAAUAUUUAAAUGGCUUCACAUCUUACAGUCCUCUUCGUCUGUUUUUCAGUCUAUUUCAUCCUCUCUCAUCUUUUUUUUCUUCAUGAACAAGGGCAUUUUCUCACUCAAAGCAGAAGCACUGGACAACACUGGACAACACAGUGCUCUAACUGAAGGGGGUGCUAACACAUUAGAUGUGCUGGGCAUCAUCAGAAAAACUUCAGUGUUCAGGUUUCCUCCGCCUGAGGUUACAGACUUGAAAAUGACCAGAAAACCAUUUCACGCCUCUGGCUGACGAUGGUUUGUAUUGUACUCAUUGGUAUGUAUAUAUAUGUUGUAAUGUACUGAAUUAUUCUAUCAAUUCAUAUGACGCAAAGAGAUGUACAUAUUGUAUUGAAAGACAUUUUUAAUUAAAGAAAAUGUGGGGGCGUGGUAAA